This is a messenger RNA of Pseudomassariella vexata, 2061 nucleotides long. Its product is annotated as kinase-like domain-containing protein. Lineage: Eukaryota; Fungi; Ascomycota; Sordariomycetes; Amphisphaeriales; Pseudomassariaceae. The record is from RefSeq and is a predicted model, not a curated record. Gene Ontology annotation, molecular function: protein serine/threonine kinase activity; protein binding; ATP binding. Gene Ontology annotation, cellular component: nucleus. Bases 1 to 2061 code for a protein of 686 amino acids. The transcript is spliced from 3 exons. Gene Ontology annotation, biological process: protein phosphorylation; mitotic DNA damage checkpoint signaling.
AUGGCUCCUCGGGAGAAGAGCCAAUUGAAGCGAGGCCGGGUCUCUCCGACUACGUCCGAGGCGCUGAAGAAGCCCCGUCGAUCCGAAAGACUGUCUAGGGACAGUAACGGCGACGCCCCCGAGCACCUCAAGACGCCUGUCACCAAAAACCAGCAGAAGCUUCCUUCACCAGUCACACAUCUCACUGAAGACGACAGCAACGAACUCUACAAGGAAAGCACCGCUACACCCCCAGCAGGCAGACCGAGCCAGAUUGCGCAUCGAACACCCGAGGAUACCAUUUCGUCGCAAGGCCAGGGCCUAUCUUCACCCCCACAAGACACACAGGCGUUCCCUUCCCAGUACGUCGACCCGAACGCUGCUCUUUCCGAUGAAGUCGAAGACGAGGUCAAGGAAGGGGUUUGGGGCUACCUUUUUCCACUUGACACCAAAUAUGGAAGGUGCGUCGUACUGAAGCGACGGCACACUUGCCCUCUUCCCGACGCUGUCAGCGGUUCUGCUACUGUGAAACAAAAGAAGAAAGGCCGAGCUUUGGAACAGGAGGAAAGCUUCGAAGAGUCAAAGAUCAAGGGCAUUCCGUCCGGCGGCUAUUUAAUAGGUCGCCAUCCGGAAUGCGAUGUCGUGAUAGACGACCCUGUCAUUUCCAAUCGGCACUGUAUUCUAUUCAUUGAAAACAAGGGCCAAGACACCGUUGCAAUACUUGAAGAUCUUUCCAGCAACGGCACCUUUGUCAACGAGGCCAUGGUUGGACGGAACCAACGGCGAGAGCUCCGAGAGCAAGACGAGAUUGCAGUCAUGGAUAAAGCUCGCUUCAUCUUCAGAUACCCGCGAAGUCGAACAUCAAGUGCCUUCCUUCAACAAUACACACUGCUCGAACGAUUAGGCAAGGGCCAUUUCGCCGAGGUGUUUCUCUGCGUGGAGAAAGCGACCGGCUCUAGGUACGCCGUCAAAAUAUUCACUAAACACCCUGGAAUGGAAGAAAAGUCCAAAACCGAUGGUUUGCAGCAGGAAAUUGCCGUGUUGAUGGGUGUCAGCCACCCUAAUGUUCUGUGCCUGAAAGAUACAUUCAACGAGAAGAACGCCGUUUACCUUGUCCUUGAGCUUGCGCCCGAAGGCGAGCUAUUCAACCACAUCGUCAUGAAGCAGAAGUUGACCGAGGAGGAAUCGCGAACGCUUUUCAUCCAGCUAUUCCAAGGCAUCAAAUAUUUGCAUGACCGGAAUAUUGUUCAUCGAGAUAUCAAGCCAGAGAACAUAUUGGUCGUGGAUAAGGAGAUCCACGUGAAACUUGCCGACUUUGGUCUUGCCAAGAUCAUCGGGGAGGAGUCUUUCACCACCACGCUGUGUGGAACACCAAGCUACGUUGCCCCUGAAAUACUGGCUGAAGGCAGGCACCGAAAAUAUACGAAGGCGGUCGACGUCUGGUCGCUCGGCGUUGUUCUCUAUAUAUGCCUUUGCGGGUUUCCUCCGUUUUCUGACGAACUGUACUCUCGCGACUUCCCGUACACGCUGUCUCAACAAAUCAAGAGCGGCCGAUUCGACUAUCCAUCGCCGUACUGGGACUCCGUUGGUGAUCCUGCGCUCGACUUGAUCGAUUCGAUGCUUGUGGUCGACCCCGAGAAGAGAUUCGCUAUCGAUCAGUGUCUCGAGCAUCCCUGGAUAACCCAAAAGCUCCCCGGAGUCAAUGACAGCACCGACGGGCUUGUUGCUGGAAUUGGAGGACUAGAUGUGCACCGACGCGGUAUCACGCGUGAGCGCACAUUACUCUCGUCUGUCAAUGAGGUACACCUAGCACGCCAAUUGCCUCUGGGUCCACAGCAGGAUGGCAAAGGCCCCCUCAAAGUGUACGCAAAGAACCCGAGUGUGGAAAGUGGUACAAAUGUCACACGUAUAGAGGCGCGGCCAGCUGAUCAAAGAGAUGCUCGCGAAUUCAUGGAGAUGGGUGGUAAGGGGGAUCAAGAACUCUUCGGUAACGAUGGGUCGAGCUUCUACUCGAAAGCUGAAGCCGCAGCUGCCAAGGGCAAGGCAAAAGUGAAGACAAAGGGGAAGACAAGUGGAAAGUGA